This is a messenger RNA of Fusarium mangiferae, 1230 nucleotides long. RefSeq lists its product as uncharacterized. The transcript has 5 exons. Gene Ontology annotation, biological process: transmembrane transport. The record is from RefSeq and is a predicted model, not a curated record. Gene Ontology annotation, molecular function: transmembrane transporter activity. Lineage: Eukaryota; Fungi; Ascomycota; Sordariomycetes; Hypocreales; Nectriaceae. Gene Ontology annotation, cellular component: membrane. The coding region runs from base 1 to 1230 and encodes 409 amino acids.
AUGAUGAUUCUCACCGUGCCUAUGGUAUCUGCCCUGGAGCACGCCAUUUGCGCUCGACAUUAUCACGAUAACAUUCCGACAUCCGAACUCUGCAAAGCUCCUGUAAUCCAGAGAAAAUUGUCCGAGAUCCGAGGCUGGGCAGCAUCCUUUGAGACAUUCUCGGUCACUAAUUCUGUACUGCCCAUUAAGCUGGUGUGGGCUUCUUCUGUCUUCCUCCUUGUGGGAGGAGGAAGGUAUGCUGCUGAAAUGCUACUUGCUGCCAUGGUUGCAAAAGCAUGCACCGAGGAGACAAGGACUCGGGGUCUCUACUACUUCUACUCGUGUUUCAUCUUUAGCGAGUUAGUAGGUCCUCCAGUGGCAUCUGUUGCUGCUGACAUUUCACCUUGGCUGCCCUUCCUCAUUAGCUAUCUCUUACUAUUUUUUACCUUUCCCCUCCUUUUGGUCAUGCCAAAGGAUUACAUAGCUCCAUCCUCAGCGACCAUUAACUCCGCUGAGGACCUACCAGCAUCUUACGACCAAGGUCACGGUAUCCUGCGGGCAGCUCUCCAUGCGCUCUUCGAUCAAAUUCAUCUUCUCCGCUUCAUGCUCUCGAGUCACAAUAUGUGCUUGGCGGCAGUCGUAUUUCUUAUCAGCACAUUUAGAGGCAUCUCACUCCGUGCUCUAGUACAGUAUGCAUCUUCUCGUUUUGAUUGGAAGCUUUCGAGGACAAAUGCUCUCAUUGGCGAAGUUGCUCUUGUUAACUUGAUCUUAUUCUUUUUCAUUAUGCCUGCUUUGUUACGAAUCGUUAGCAAAUACCUGAAGUCCACGCCCCAGGUCCUGAAUCUCGGAAUUGUGAGGGCUAGCCUGUCGCUGCUCUUCCUGGGGUCACUAUUGCUUGGCUUUGCCACAAACUCGGCCUUUUUGAUUGCGGCAACCAUGAUCUACGGCCUCGGAUUUGGUGCCCGCUCGACACUGCUAUCACUCGUUACCUCAUGGAUCGACCCUCAACGCGCCGGCACCCUUUUCAGCGCCGUAUUUCUCAUCGAGCAAAUUGGUAUGCUCGGGGGAGAGCCACUCGUGCAGAACGUGCUUGGGAUUUCCCUUGGGCUAGAAGAUCCGUGGAAGGGCUUGCCGUUCAUAUGCACUGCAGUAAGGCUCGAGCCCCUUAAAGCUUUCGACGAUUUAACAAACGACCAAGGCAUUCUAUUUAAUUGGCAUCGUUUGCAUGUUUUCGAUGAAAAUACAACAUGA